CAGAGAUUAAAUCUACUUUAAAAAAACAGGCAUACGAUGUGACUUGGUUCCUUACCAAUGUACAUGCUACAUUUCAUCACAUAAUAUGGAAUCACGCGACAAAGCUUUUGAGUGGCGAUUUAUAAGUAACGUUUUAUCACACAAUAUGGAACCCAACAUCAAAACCCUAACCCCUCUUUUGUUGAUCCUCUGCUCCGAUUGAAGUGUUUCUCUGACACGUUGCGGAGAUGAGGUUGGAGAAAUGCUGGUUCUGUUCUUCUACUAUAUACCCGGGCCAUGGGAUUCAAUUUGUUCGUAAUGAUGCAAAAAUCUUUCGAUUUUGUCGAUCCAAAUGCCACAAAAACUUCAAGAUGAAGAGAAAUCCACGCAAAGUAAAAUGGACCAAGGCUUACAGAAGAUUGCAUGGAAAGGACAUGACUCAGGAUGCAACAUUCGAGUUUGAGAGGAAGAGAAAUAGGCCUGAAAGAUAUGACAGAAAUGUCACAGAGGACACUCUAAAGGCCAUUAAGAAGAUUGAUAAAGUCAGAAUUGAUAGGGAGGCCAGACACCAUGCUAAGAGGAUGAAAGGAAAGAAGAGCCAAUUGUCGAGAGAGGCACUAAAUGAACUGAGCCAGGGCAUUAGCUUGGUCAAAGCUCCUUUUGCUCUACAAAAGGAUCCCUCACUCACCUUGCCCAAGACCAAGGUCAAGGUUGCCCAACAGCAUUCGGAAGACAACCGUAUGGAGGAAUAAAUGAAUUGCUUCCGUUUUUUAUGUGAGAGUUUAGCGGCUUGUAGUAUAUACUCCAGAAUCAAUGCGUUAUUUGUUUUCGAUAAGAUGAAAGAAGGAUUUACACUGUUUUGUCUCAACAGAUUGUGGGGUAAGGUUUCUGAUUAUGGUGUGGUUUUUAUGUUCUUUACUGUGAAAUUGUUACUUUCUGAAGUUUAUUUUGAUGGAUUAUGAGAUUGAAAGUCUAAAGGAAAUUUGCAGGUAUUGAGUUUUAUAUUCAUCAAAUUGUAUUCAUCUGUCUUGCAUAGGUAAGUUGUAUUUUGCAUUGGCUGAGGUGAAGUUCAGAAAGCUCAAAUAAUGGAAUUUGGUGCUUAUGGUUUUGUAGUUAUCAAAUUAUUAUGUUGUUCAGAUUAAAUAAUUGGUUGAAUGAAAUUUCUGUAUUGUUUUGUAUUGGUCAUGAAA
This is a messenger RNA of Striga asiatica, 1169 nucleotides long. Lineage: Eukaryota; Viridiplantae; Streptophyta; Magnoliopsida; Lamiales; Orobanchaceae. The record is from the annotation of a GenBank genome assembly.